UUCGCAAGGAGUCCUGGGUAUAGUAUUGUUAAGGGCUUAAUUUUUUCUCUUGGUCUUGAACCGAAAUUGUUUCCGAUCUCCUCAGUUCCACAACCAAAUAACGAAAUGGCUGGUGGUAAGGCAGGGAAAGACAGUGGCAAAGCCAAGGCGAAAGCYGUGUCGCGCUCCCAGAGAGCUGGACUGCAGUUCCCAGUGGGUCGUAUCCACAGGCACUUGAAGACUCGUACUACCAGCCAUGGCCGUGUAGGAGCCACAGCGGCCGUGUACAGUGCUGCCAUCCUCGAAUACCUCACCGCUGAGGUGCUGGAGUUGGCGGGCAACGCUUCCAAAGAUCUGAAGGUGAAGCGCAUCACUCCUCGCCACUUGCAGCUCGCUAUCCGUGGAGACGAGGAGUUGGACUCCCUCAUCAAGGCCACCAUUGCUGGAGGAGGUGUGAUCCCUCACAUCCACAAGUCCUUGAUCGGGAAGAAGGGUCAGCAGAAGACUGCAUAGACAGACCAUCUUGUUGACUGUGAAGGCUUGUAUUCUGACUGGACUGUGUUCGGAGACGCUUGUAUUCAGACUGACUUGACUGACCAGAACUUCACAUUUGAUAUUUUAUUAUUAAUGUUAUAGCUAACAAUGAGUGAUUAAGUUUUUUUUCAUUAUUGUAAUAUUUCCCAUAACAAGAAAAACUCUAAGACAAACACAUUUCUAUUAGGGCUGGGCGAUUAUGUUCUAAAAAUCUGAUUCCCCCCUUUUUUUUCAAACUUAUGGACGGUUCCUAAAUGUAAUUUAAAAAAGUUAUUGUAAAGGUCAUACACUGCAUUUUAAAACAGUCAAGCAACAAUCUAAUUCGGGGCUUGAAAAAUUAUACCUAGGCUAAAUAUACGCKUUCCACAACACACUAAUUAUUUUAUCAUAGUAGUUUAACAUGCUUUUUUGCAAUCACUGAUCUAGCUUUCAAGUUUAUGAAAAUUCUCUUUUCUUACAAAUUUAACCAGAAACAUGCAUAAUAUACAUUCACUAAUAAUUAACUUAUUGUAGCAGG
Molecule: messenger RNA, 1030 nt
Organism: Salvelinus sp. IW2-2015
Lineage: Eukaryota; Metazoa; Chordata; Actinopteri; Salmoniformes; Salmonidae
Product: histone H2A.V
Biological process (GO): heterochromatin formation
Cellular component (GO): nucleosome; chromatin
Molecular function (GO): structural constituent of chromatin; protein heterodimerization activity; DNA binding
Source: RefSeq, a predicted model, not a curated record